AUGGCAGGUGUUACAACGAGGAGACAGGCCGCGGCCGCGCAACAAGAAAAGAAUGCCACCACCGUCAACGGCAAUGCUGCCCCUGUCAUGGAACAGAAGAACGCUCCACGAGAUAUCCUCGAUGACCUCGACGAUGACGAGCCCGCCGAGAACAUUUUCCUUUUCUAUCCCAACCUGAUCGGAUACGCCAGAAUCAUCCUCGCUGUUGCGUCGCUCUACUACAUGCCCAUUCAUCCUAGAACCUGCACACUGCUAUACUCCAUCAGUUGUCUGCUCGACGCAUUAGAUGGAAUUGCCGCCAGAGCGUACAAUCAAAGUACGCGCUUCGGCGCCGUGCUUGAUAUGGUUACGGAUCGGUGCACCACUUCCUGCCUUCUGACUUUCCUCGCUUCUGCCUUUCCCCGGUGGGCCAUCCUCUUCCAGCUCCUGAUCUCUCUUGAUCUUGCCAGCCACUACAUGCACAUGUACGCCACCCUUGCCCUUGGCGGCAGCAACACCUCCCACAAGAACGUCGACAAGUCCCGUUCCUUCCUCCUGAACCUCUACUACACCAACAAGAACGUGCUCUUCAUCGCCUGCUUCCUGAACGAGGCUUUCUUCGUCGGCUUGUACCUCCUCUCCUUCAGCUCCCCGCUCCUCUCGCCCUCUCUUCUUGACACCGUUCCUCCCUCGACCGCCGCCGCCAUUCACCAGGGCGCCCAGGUCAACUCCAGCAUUCUCAGCAUGAUCUUCGCCAACCCUUACAGCGCCGGUGCGCUCGAGAUGGCGAGGGCGAACAAGAUGGACAGCUUCUGGCCCUGGGUUAUCACUGGUGUGAGCUUCCCCGUCAUGGCCUUCAAGCAGGUCGUGAACGUGAUCCAGCUGGUCAAGGCGAGCAGGUGGCUCGCUGAGGGCGACAUUGAGGCCAGGAGGGAGGCUAGAAGGAUUGCCAAGAGGAGGCAGGAGUAA
Molecule: messenger RNA, 948 nt
Organism: Podospora anserina S mat+
Lineage: Eukaryota; Fungi; Ascomycota; Sordariomycetes; Sordariales; Podosporaceae
Exons: 4
Coding region: 1-948 (315 amino acids)
Biological process (GO): phosphatidylinositol biosynthetic process
Cellular component (GO): Golgi apparatus; membrane
Molecular function (GO): CDP-diacylglycerol-inositol 3-phosphatidyltransferase activity
Source: RefSeq, a predicted model, not a curated record